Molecule: messenger RNA, 1482 nt
Organism: Colletotrichum truncatum
Lineage: Eukaryota; Fungi; Ascomycota; Sordariomycetes; Glomerellales; Glomerellaceae
Product: heme oxygenase
Biological process (GO): heme oxidation
Molecular function (GO): heme oxygenase (decyclizing) activity
Source: RefSeq, a predicted model, not a curated record
AUGACUUCAACAGUAGCGUCGCCGGCAGAACAUGUUAAACGCCCCUUAUCAGAGUCUAUAGCCGCCGCAACCCGGUCCGUCCAUGCGAAGCUUAACAAGUUGAUCAUUGCCCGCCUACCACUUGCAAUUCCUCCUCGAUCCAACGACCCAUCCAUAUACGUCUCAGGUCUUCUUCAUAUUGCGCCUAUCUAUAUUGCCUUUGAAUCACUAUGGAAGGACAUUGUGGAGUCUUCCUCUUUCACACCUGAUGCGACUCAAGGUGAUGGCUGUGAGCCAGGCUUUACUUUGUUCGAUUCUAACGGCCUGUCCCUUGGUUCCAAUACCGGACAUGGUUCGAAGUAUCAAGCUGUCUGCGAGCGGACUCAUUCGAUUUUGAAACUUCUCUACUUGCCGAAGCUUAUGCGCUCUGACCGUCUGCGAUCUGAUAUCAGUACCCUUACAGGCUGGUCUCCUGAGGUUAUUGAUAAGCAGCUGGAAGCUGUCUCUGAAGCGGGACGACUUGCAGAAUUCACAAGUCAUGUGAGGCGUACAAUCGAGAAAAAGCCUCACGUCCUGCUGGCGUACUCCUACAUACUUUAUAUGGCCCUUUUCGCUGGCGGUAGAUUCAUCAGGGCCACUCUUGAGUCCGUAGGUUCAGAGUUUUGGGAGCACGCCCCCUCGUCCAUCCCGCCUUUCCAGACAAGUUGCUCAGUACGCACUCUCCGGAACGAACGAUUCGAUGCUGUCACCAAUGAUUCUGCCGAUAUAUUUGAAGUUGAAGGCGGAAUGCCUAAACUUGUUGGAAACCACCUGGGACAUACCCUUCCGCUUAGGUUCUUCCACUUUGCCACUGUUCUUGAUGGUGAGGAUCUCAAGAGGGAGUUUAAGAAACGCUUGACGGAAUCCGAGGGUCUUCUAACCACCCAGGAGCGACAAGACGUGAUUCAGGAGGCGAUUUGCAUCUUUGACAACAUGCUGCUUCUCGUUGGUCAACUCGACAAUGUGUGCAAGACCAAUUUUGAUGACGAUCACUCAGCUGUGGCGUCCUGGGCAUCGAAAUGGUCCCUCAGCCGUCCACGCGACAGUGUAAUAGUCACCCAUGAGCGAAGGGAUAAAUCAUCUAUGAAAGGUGCAGUGGACAGCGAUGAGUCGGAUCGUCGGCUUUACACACACGCAAGGCUGCGAGAAGUCGAUAAUGGAAAGGGAUCAAGCCCGAUCUAUCUGGAAGGGCAGCCCCCCGUGUGCUGCCCAGCUUCCAAAUCUAUGAGAUUCGAGGCGAAGUUGCCAGUGUCCGACAGGAAGGACAGAAGCAGAACACUCCCGACUGACGGCGCGGCUAACGUACCGUCGUCCACGCGAAGCCCAGCAUACUGGUUGUCAUCACGGCCUACCAUGGUCUUAGUAUUCAAUAUUUCGCUCGUUGCAGGACUUGCAGUGUUUGUGAGCCUGCAUGUUUUGUCUAGGGGGUCUGUAGAUGGGGAGUUGACUGUUGAAGAAUGGUAG